GGUGUUGGUCUCUGUCUCCCUCCAUGUGUGUGUGUGUGUGUGUGUGUGUCCGUCUGGGAGGCUCUGGUCUGGUCUGGCUCAUUGUGUUUUGUCAUCCCUGCUUCUUCGUCUCUUUGUGAAUGAGAGGAGGCUGAUGUCAUAGAGCAGCACACAGACGGAGGAGAAGAGAGGAGAGGAUGCUGCUGCCCUCGCUGCACAGAGGGUUGCCAUGGGAAUAAGAGGAGUGGAGCGGACACAGUGAGACGACCAACGCUCCGGCUGGGCUUUCAUCCCUGCCCACCCCUGCCCACCCCUGCCCAGGAUACCCUGCCGUAAACUCCGAUGCCCGCAGAGCUCGUCAGCCAACCUCUCAGCACUGGCAUGGGUGGCAGAGGGGACCAUGCCUGGGGGGUGGAGCUGCUGUGCCAGUAAACAGCAUGAGCACGAGCGGAGACUGCUGGGGUGAAGAGGACUCUGAUGGGGACAGCGACUGUGAGGAGUUCAUGUACGGAAUACAGGGGCACUUUGCCUCUGACCUGUACCGUCACCCUCAGCUGGAUGCAGACAUCGGGGCAGUGAGGGACAUCUACACCGACAGAGCCGUGUCUGUGAGGGAGUAUGGGCCAAUUGAUGAUGUGGAUGUUGACUUACAGAUCAAUAUCGGCUUCCUGGAUGAGGAGGUUGCCAGUGCCUGGAAGGUCGUCCGAACUGAACCAAUCAUCUUACGCCUUCGUUUUUCUCUCUCCCAGUAUCUGGAUGGACCAGAGCCCACUGUGGAUGUGUUCCAGCCUUCCAGUAAAGAUGGCUUUGGCCUCGGGGUCCAGCUUAAGAAGAUCCUGCGCACCUUCGUGUCGCAGCAGUGGAAGCUCCUGAGCAAUGACCUGAUCCGCGCGCAGCAGAAGAAACGCCACAGCUGGUUCAAGGCCGGAGGAACCAUCAAGAAGUUCCGCGCCGGCCUCAGCAUCUUCUCACCUGUGGCCAAGUCCCCGUGUGUGCCUCUGAUCCAGGGCCCUGUGGUGAAGGGCCCACUGCGGGCCCCAGAGCUGAGGGUGACGCGCCUCAUCAGCCGCUCGGGCCCCUGCACCAUGAAGGGGCCCGGGGGGGAGCACUUCACCUACGCCCCGAACGCACAGAGUGUGCCGGUGGGUGGAGCCCGACCCACGGUGCAGAUCACCACCAAACAGCUGAUUGAGCUCUUCUUCUCAUCACAAGCCCUCAUCCACUGCAAGAGCGUUCCCACCCUGGAGUACGGCUUCCUCGUGCAGAUCAUGAAGUACUCUGAGCAGAGGAUCCCGACUCUAAAUGAGUACUGUGUGGUGUGUGAUGAGCAGCAUGUCUUUCAGAAUGGCUCCAUGCUCAAGCCUGCCGUAUGCACCAGAGAGCUGUGUGUUUUCUCCUUCUACACCCUGGGUGUAAUGUCUGGAGCUGUAGAGGAAGUUGCUACAGGAGCUGAGGUGGUGGACCUGCUGGUGGCCAUGUGCAGAACUGCACUGGACUCGGCGCGGAAGAGCAUCAUCUUUGACCCCUACCCCUCCGUGGUCGACCCCACUGACCCCAAGAGCCUGGCCUUCAAUCCCAAGAAGAGAAGCUAUGAGCGCUUACAGAAAGCACUGGACAGUGUGAUGUCCAUACGGGAAAUGACACAAAUUGUGGUGUCUUUGCAGGGCUCCUACCUGGAGAUCAAGAGGCAGAUGGAUAAGAUUGAUCCUUUAGCGCACCCUCUUCUGCAGUGGAUCAUAUCCAGCAACAGAUCUCAUAUUGUCAAGUUGCCUCCAAGCAGGCAGCUGAUGUUUAUGCACACACCCCACCAGUUCCUGCUCCUCAGCAGUCCUCCUGCCAAAGAGGCUCGCUUCCGCACCGCCAGGAAACUCUACGGCAGCACCUUUGCCUUCCAUGGAUCCCACAUAGAGAACUGGCACUCUAUCCUGAGAAACGGACUGGUCAAUGCCUCAUACACCAAGCUCCAGCUGCAUGGGGCAGCCUAUGGGAAGGGUAUCUACCUCAGCCCAAUCUCAAGCAUCUCCUUUGGGUACUCAGGCAUGGGUAAAGGACAGCACCACAUGCCCUCUAAAGAAGAGCUGGUGCAGCGCUAUAACCGCAUGAACACAAUGGCACAGACUGGAUCAGUGCAAUCUCGAUUCCUCCAGAGUCGGAAUUUAAACUGCAUCGCUCUCUGUGAAGUGAUAACAUCCAAGGACCUGCAAAAGCACGGGAACAUAUGGGUGUGUCCGGUGUCUGACCACGUGUGCACGCGCUUCUUCUUUGUGUAUGAGGACGGUCAGGUGGGCGACGCCAACAUCAACACCCAGGACACACAAAUCCAGCGAGAGAUCAUGAGUGUGAUUGGAACACAUCCCAGCUCCCGACUCUCUGACGGAAUCUGAGACUGCAGGACUGUCCCGCUUGGCGUGUGCUCUCGAUGAUCUUACUCCGUAACGUCUGUGUUGUGUUGGGUCUCACCGUUAGAGUAGUGGCCUAUCUGCACCACUGGGGGGCGCUGUUUAUCAUGACAGAGGAGACACAAGCAAGACUGCAAGUCUGCCCUGACGCCCUGAGGACGUCCGUCCUGUGUGAGCUGUAGAGACAGGAAGCAUGUGUGUGGAUUAUUUUCACUUCUUCUCAGUAAUGGACUCAUCAUCGGUCACUCCUCUCUCUUUCUCAAGCUUUCAGUGCGCUCUAUGAUAAUCUCUGAUGUGAAACACAGUAUCCGCAGUAAACCUGUUCAACAGUCCCAGAGUCCUCGCCGCCUUCUGUAGAUUAACCCAGUGUGUGUUUGUCAUACAGGCCCAUGUCAGGUGUUGCUGUUAGUUGGUGUCUGCUGUGUGGGCAGACACGGCCCACCCCCCCCCCCCCCCCCACACACACACACCACAGGGCAGAGGACCUGGCACUCCUGCGAAAGCCUUCAUGGACACAAGCGGAGCAAAGACACUGACAGCUGGGUCCCAGGCAAAGCCUGAUAGAGUUGGGUGUGUGGGUCAACCUGUUUUUAAUUUGCCCUCUGUGUGUGGAUAAGGGGGGGGUAUUUAAUUUGCCCUCUGUGUGCGGAUAGGGGGGGUGUUCAUGUCCUGGUAGUCACCAGUGUGUCAACAGAGGGGGUUAUGGUUAAACAUAGCCGACAUUUGUAUGAAUCUGUCAGUUUAUAAAAAAAACUAAAUAAAUUUUGCAACAUUGAUUUGCA
Molecule: messenger RNA, 3160 nt
Organism: Clupea harengus (Atlantic herring)
Lineage: Eukaryota; Metazoa; Chordata; Actinopteri; Clupeiformes; Clupeidae
Product: protein mono-ADP-ribosyltransferase PARP6
Molecular function (GO): NAD+ poly-ADP-ribosyltransferase activity; nucleic acid binding; zinc ion binding
Source: RefSeq, a predicted model, not a curated record